Messenger RNA from Lampris incognitus (smalleye Pacific opah), 2313 nucleotides. RefSeq names its product spastin-like. The coding region runs from base 172 to 1599 and encodes 475 amino acids. Gene Ontology annotation, cellular component: microtubule cytoskeleton. Gene Ontology annotation, molecular function: ATP hydrolysis activity; ATP binding. The record is from RefSeq and is a predicted model, not a curated record. The transcript is spliced from 16 exons. Lineage: Eukaryota; Metazoa; Chordata; Actinopteri; Lampriformes; Lampridae.
CUGGCGUGUGGAAGUGUUUCCGUGAAGAUGCCUUAUCUGUUGCAACUGGAAUAUCGUCUGGAGUCUGUAUUGAUCUUGGCGUUUCAACGCGUUGACAAAACUAAAAGAAUACAUUAGUAGGCGUCGGUAAUUUAGACUAACUUAGUUGUUUGCGAGCAACGCGACAGCGCCAUGGCGGGCAAAGCAGCCGAUGGCAGGGUCAAAAACAACAGCGAAAUCAUUAAAAGUCAGCACCAUCAGGCGUUUGAAUGCAUCUCUGUGGCGCUGAGGAUCGAUGAGGAUGACAAAGGUGUGAAGGAGGAGGCUGUCCGCUGGUACAAGAAAGGCAUCGCUGAGCUAGAAAAGGGCAUCGCCAUCGACAUCACGGGACAAGGUCAGCAAUAUGAUCGGGCAAAAAGACUUCAAGAUAAGAUGGUCGCGAAUCUCUCCAUGGCAAAAGAGAGGCUCUCACUUCUGGAGGCUACAUUGGCAUCUAAAAAGAAAAGCAACCCCCAGAACGCCUCAAAUGGUCUUAACCCCCAGCCAAAGCCUGCUCCUAGAAGCCCGUCUGGUGUGUCUAAUCAAAUCAAGCCCUCCACUACUGUCAGACCUGCUCCCAUAUCCAGUGAUGGAAAGGUUACACCACGGAUUGCAAAAAGUAGAAAUGGAAAACCUGCUGCUUCGACAAAGCCCCAAAAGAGGGAUAUGAAAAACUUGAAGAAUGUGGACAGUAAACUGGCCAACUUGAUUCUGAAUGAAAUUGUUGACAGUGGAGGAACUGUAUCUUUUGAAGACAUUGCUGGACAGGACCUGGCCAAGCAAGCACUUCAGGAGAUUGUUAUCCUUCCCGCCCUAAGACCAGAGCUUUUUACUGGCCUGAGAACUCCAGCACGGGGUUUGCUUUUAUUUGGUCCUCCUGGAAAUGGCAAGACCAUGCUGGCCAAAGCAGUUGCGAGGGAAUCAAACGCUACAUUCUUCAACAUAAGUGCUGCCAGUUUGACCUCUAAAUAUGUAGGGGAAGGUGAGAAACUUGUCAGAGCACUGUUUGCAGUUGCUAGAGAGCUACAGCCUUCUAUCAUCUUCAUUGAUGAGAUUGACAGCCUGCUGUGUGAGAGGAGAGAGGGAGAGCAUGAUGCUAGCCGUCGUUUAAAAACUGAAUUCCUCAUUGAGUUUGAUGGGGUGCAGUCAGAUGGUAAUGAAAGAUUACUGGUAAUGGGAGCUACUAACAGGCCUCAGGAGCUUGACGAAGCAGUGCUAAGACGUUUUGCAAAAAGGGUUUAUGUGGCUUUGCCAAAUGAGGAGACCAGAUUCAAGCUGCUCAGAAAUCUCCUGGCGAAACACGGGAAUCCACUCAACCAAAAGGAGCUUGGCUAUCUAGCAAAAAAAACUGCGGGAUACUCAGGAAGUGACCUCACGUCAUUAGCUAAAGACGCUGCACUCGGGCCAAUUAGGGAACUGGGCCCAGAACAAGUCAAGAGCAUGGCUGCAAGCGAGAUGCGGAACAUCCGGUUUAAGGACUUUGAGGAUUCCCUAAAGCGUAUUAAACCCAGCGUGAGCCCGCAGACACUUAGCCUGUACGCUCAGUGGAACAAAGACUUCGGUGACACAACCGCUUUCUGAAAUGAGACGCCCGCCCUGAUUUCCAUGUGAAUGUGGGGGGGGGGGGAUGCAUCUCCCCUGCUCUUCUUGGUAAAUGGCCAAAUUGAAAUUGUGAAAUAUAACUCAGUUUAAUGCAUUUACAAUAAUCCUUGUGGAUAAGAAUACAUUCUAAGACACUAUCCAGCCUUAAGAUUAAACUUCCUGUUUUAAGGGAACCGUUUGAUAAAUUGAAGAUUUUGAUUUCAUAACAGGGUUAUUUGAUAAAUGUGGCUGCCAAACUUUGUCGGACUUACAUCAUAUUUACUUAAAAAAACCAGUAAUUCAGUGUCCAGACUCAAGAGGGCAGCACAGCCUUGGCCAUCAUUGGCUUGCAGUUUUAUUGGCCUGCGAUAUAACACCUAUUAUGGCAAGCCGUUCAUUUAUUUCUAACAUUUACAGUGCUGGAGAGAUAGUCACAGCAACAUUGUUUUUUUUACUGAAAUCAGUGUGUGAAUAUAAUUCAUUCAAAUGUGAAACUGAAAACCUGCUUCCCAUUAACAGCUUGCAGACACUUACAUGUGUGGGAACUCUCAAUUUCACUGGUUGGACUAUCUGACUUGGGUUUUUUUUUUUUAUUAUUAUCAUUAUUCAUUAAACUGGCACUUUUGACUUAAUCCCAGUUAUGAUUUCUUUCAGAAAAGUCACUCCAUGUCUGAUACCCAACAAGUCUGACAAUAAACGGAUGUUAAAACCGUC